Gekko japonicus is the source of this 2164-nucleotide messenger RNA. It is a transcript of the gene TMC4, whose product is annotated as transmembrane channel like 4. The transcript is spliced from 16 exons. Gene Ontology annotation, molecular function: mechanosensitive monoatomic ion channel activity. The record is from RefSeq and is a predicted model, not a curated record. Gene Ontology annotation, cellular component: plasma membrane. Bases 1 to 2142 code for a protein of 713 amino acids. Lineage: Eukaryota; Metazoa; Chordata; Lepidosauria; Squamata; Gekkonidae.
AUGGAGGACAGCCGGGAAAGGAGUCUGGGGACCAGGAGCGAUGAAGCAGGGUCUGGCCUGGGUCGCCCUGGCCCCUCUCUCUUUCUCCAGCUACCGAGCAACCAGACCCUGCGUUUCCGUGGCAACAAGGCAGAGGCCUGGGGAGCAGCUGUGGAGGGGGCAGCGGAGCCCUUGGCGGAUGAUCCCCAGGAACAGGCGCCACCUUAUGCGGAGGGGGAGGAAGAGGAAGACAGAAAACCUCUGAGAGAGCUGCCCCUCUGCCUUGAGGAAAAACGGAGGCUCAGGGUUCUGCAGGAGCAGGCAGCCAGCAGGCUGAGCGGUUGGCAGCUCUGGCGCGCGGGGAAAAGACGGACGCUACGCCACUUCAAGAGCCAGGCGGGUGCAGUGAUGUCAUAUGCUGUGAUGUGGAAGAGCACACUGCGCCACAUUGAAGGCCACUUUGGAACAGGGAUCGAGUCGUAUUUCAGCUUCCUACGGUUCUUGGUCCUGAUGAACUUUGUUGCCUCCUUACUGGUGGUGGGAUUUGUGGUCGCUCCUAAUGCGGCAUUUGAGGCCCUCCACCUCAAUUGGACAAGUCGAAGCAGCAACACCUCAGUGAAUGCCUCUUGUCUGCGUUACAACCCCUCCGUCUAUGGCUUGGUCAGCUACUUUACCUAUAUCAUGGAUCUUCUGUCAGGCAAGGGUUUCAUGGAACUCACCUAUCUGUUCUACGGCAAAUACCAAAAUUCGGCAGUCGAGUUUGUCAGCUUCUCAUACAACGUCCCCCUCGCCUAUCUUCUCACAGCAUUCUUCUACCUCCUCUUCUGUCUGAUAUGGAUUGUACGGAGGUCGGUCUAUUGGCUCAAACGCAGCUUGGUUAGUGAAGACGCCUCCCUUGGAUCCUACAGUAACAAAGUUUUUGCUGGCUGGGAUUUCGGCCUGAUGCAGCCCAGUGCAGUGCAGUUAAGACACAAGAGUAUUCGCUAUGAACUGCGGAUGGAUCUCGAGGAGGAGAUGUUCCGCAGGCGCCUGGCAGAGCAGACCACAAAACAACGAGCCACUCUCUACCUCCUCCGAGGCUUGCUCAACGUUCUGGUUUUAGGCCUGUUGGCUGGAGGCUUUUUCUGCAUCUACUUGGCGGCCGAGUAUUCCCAGCGGCUUGUGGGAUCGGACAACUCUCCAGUCAAAGGUCAAACUCUCUUGGAGCUGUUGGCAGCUUAUCUCCCGUCUAUUGUUAUCACAGUUGCAAACCUCCUCAUCCCAAUGAUUUUUGGGGUCAUUGUACACCUAGAGAAAUACCCACUCAGCUUUGAAAUCAAAAUCACUCUUCUCAGGAAUGUCUUCCUCCGCCUUGCAAGCCUGGUGGUUCUUCUUAUUUCACUUUGGUCCCAGAUCACUUGCAGCAGGGACCUGCAACAUUCAGACUGCAAGGACUGUGGAUACAGCCGCCUAUUCCUGUGCUGGGAGACUUCAGUGGGGCAGGAAAUGUACAAACUGUUGAUCUUUGACCUGCUGAUCAUGUUGCUCGUGGUGGUGUUUGUGGAAUUUCCAAGAAAGAUGCUGGUGACAUAUUUACCCUCCUGCCCAUUAGUAAAAUUAUGGGGGCAGCAAGAGUUCAUGGUGCCUUCCAAUGUCCUGGAUCUGGUGUACGGACAGACCUUGUGCUGGACGGGCGCUCUCUUCUGCCCCCUGCUGCCUGUACUCAACACUCUAAAAUAUAUUGUGGUCUUCUACCUGAAAAAGCUAACCCUCUAUGCCAACUGCCAGCCGGCCGAACGGACAUUUCGGGCCUCCAGCUCCAAUUUCUUUUUCCUGUUGGUUUUGCUCUUGGGUCUGACUAUUUCUUGUGUCCCGGCCUUAUACAGCAUGUUUGCUAUGUCCCCUUCAAAAGCCUGUGGCCCAUUUCGAGGUGAGCCCACCAUGUGGAACACAGUCUCCAGUGCUAUUUCUGAGCUGCCCCCUACUGCCCAGGAAUUCCUGGAGUUUGUAGGCUCUCUGGCCUUUGCGGUGCCCUUGUUCCUGUUGCUGAGCAUCGUCAUGUUCUACCUUGUGGCGCUCGCUGGCUCGUACAGCACCAUGGUCAAAGGUCUGAAAGCGCAGCUCCAGCUGGAGGGUCAGGACAAGCUUUUCUUAGUGAAGCAGAUCUCUGAGUUGAGCCAAUGAAGCAGAAGAAUGGAUGACAAGA